CCAUUUCUCUUUCCUGCACAAAACACACGUUUGCUUUGCAAUCUCAUGCAAACACAAGACUUCUCCACUGUUUGCAGACUCAGCAGAUAAUGCUGGUGGACUACAGCUCAUCGGAGGAGGAGCCAGAAGAUGACACAGAUCAGAAGAAUGCAAUUUCACCCUCCACGAAAGUGAAAAAUGCCAAGAAACUCCCAUCGGCUGUUGAACUACUUGGAAGCAUCACCAAGAGUGCGCACGAGGAUGUUCCGGAGGAUCACGAGGGGAGGAUAAGAAGUUUUGCGCAUGAGAGAGGAAAUUGGGCGACUUUUUGCUUCAUUCCGUUUCCUCUCAGCGAAGGCAUCAAGAAUCUCCAGGCACACAUCAGAGUCCUGGCGAAGGAGAAUCUCUCGCUGGAUCUCACUGAGGCGAAGGAACUUCACGUGAGCCUCACGAAGACUGUUGUUUUGCGUCAUCACUGGAUAGAAUCCUUCAUUGCUUCCCUGCAGCACAGAUUGCAGCACUGCAGGAAGUUUCCUCUGCAUCUCAACGCCCUGCAGAUCUACUGCAACGAGGAGAAGACCAGAACAUUCAUUGGCCUGAGAACUUCAGAGGAGUUCUUUGAGCAUCUCAAGAUUUUGGUGCAGAAGUGCGAUGAGAGUCUGAAAGAAUUCAACUUGGAGUGCUUUUACAGCGACUUAUCCUUCCACGCCAGCAUCCUCUGGAUCCUUGGCGACCAUCGUGAGGAUCUUCGAGGGCUGGAAAGUGCAGUUCAAAAGCAUUUUCUUGAAUUACUGGGUGAAAAAUUCCCCGAUUUUGCGACUCGAGUGGAGAAAAUCGUCUGCAAAUGUGGAAAUAAAAUGCAUUACUUCCACAUUAGUUGAAAAAUAUCAAAGGAUUAAAGGAUUAUAGAUAUUUUUGCACUGUGCUAAGACACUAAAUCCGCUUAUCCAUUGAUAGACUACCGAUGUCUGUACAAAAUUGAAAUCUGUGCGCGGCGAAAUUGUCGAAAGGCAGUGACAAGAAGCGUCCAUUUGAGAGUGUGCGUGAAUGGAAGUUAAUCUUUGGUGAGGAAAAUCGCGAAAAAUGUUCAUAUCCAGCCACUUUCCGUGCAAGAUCUGCCCAGAGGGAUUCAUAGGAGGUCUCAGUGUCUGCACAGGGAGUGAAUUUGGGCAGCAAAAGGUGUGCAUUUGCUGAGUGUGGAGCGCGGAGUGUGAUUUCCCUUUUGGCCAGAGAGGCUUGUUUUGAAUUCUGGUGCAGAGAAAAGAAGCACACAGGAAUAAUCUCACGUUCUGCCACGCGAUUCCGCGGCGGCAGUCUGUGUGUGGCGAACCGUUAGAGGUUGGACGAGCAGCCGGUGGAGUAACAGUGGUGGAACGCGAGUGCGUCUAGGCAAUCGCCUUCUCCGGAGGCAAGUGAGUUUGCGGGGCAGUUGCAUACGGCAUGCAGAGCGAUUCGGGCGCGAGAGAAUUGGCACAUCUGCAAGAGUCCGCGCAGAACGUGAACAGCAUUGCAAACGAGAACCUGUGAAAAUCUCGCUGUGGCUUGGAAUUAACGGUACUGUCCGGGUGAAUCCCACCUAAUUGGAUGCCUUAAUUGAUACGCUCUCCCCUCGCAUAUCACUCACAAGUGCGCUGGCAGAUCUCGCGAGAUUGCGCGCAGAGCGACUCCUAUUUUUGGCUCCAGUGAUGCAAUUUCUCAAGUGACUUCCCGCGCGCGCGAGAGGCCUUCUGGUCAUCACAAGUUAAUAUACCUCAGCGCGAUAUCGCUCUCAAUGUUGACCAAUUGAUCAGCGAGACAUGCCAGUAUCGGCUCACGUCAGUCCAUCACGCGUCUUCUGAUCACACGGAUCGCGCGCGUAAGUGAGCCGCACAAGAGAAGAGCCCGCGAAAAAGCAACAGUGAAAACGUGAUUGGCGAUUAUCAGCCCAGAAAAUGUCUCUCAAG
Phlebotomus argentipes is the source of this 1922-nucleotide messenger RNA. Its product is annotated as U6 snRNA phosphodiesterase 1. Gene Ontology annotation, cellular component: nucleus. The record is from RefSeq and is a predicted model, not a curated record. The coding region runs from base 90 to 860 and encodes 256 amino acids. Gene Ontology annotation, biological process: U6 snRNA 3'-end processing. NCBI's taxonomy places the organism in Eukaryota, Metazoa, Arthropoda, Insecta, Diptera, Psychodidae. Gene Ontology annotation, molecular function: 3'-5'-RNA exonuclease activity. The transcript has 3 exons.